Klebsormidium nitens is the source of this 1469-nucleotide messenger RNA. NCBI's taxonomy places the organism in Eukaryota, Viridiplantae, Streptophyta, Klebsormidiophyceae, Klebsormidiales, Klebsormidiaceae. The record is from the annotation of a GenBank genome assembly.
GUGUACAGCUAGCCUGAGCUGGGCUGCUCAGUGCUCGUACAUGUGCGUUUUGCUUCAUAUGCAAGGUGCAUGCACAUUGCACAUGCUGCACAGGACUAAGGUCGAGUGCUGCUCAAUUGAUGUCCAACAAUGCUCGUAUUUGCACUGAUUAUCAUUCAGCACGACAAAAGUUUCCAAGGCAGAUCGAGAGCAUUUCUGGUUCUCACAGCUCGUCUGUCUCGGUGCAUACCUAGCUGUAAAAAGCAGGACGCUAUCAGCAUUGCAACACUUUCCCGAGAGUGACAGCUUGUAUUGUGCUCAGCUUUGUGAACCAGGCGGGCGCAACCGGCCUCAGAAAUGCAUCGUGGGCCUGUACUGCGUCCGCUGUAGACUGUUGAUGGUGGUACGUGGUUGCUGAGACUAAUUAAGCUCGAUCAGUAAAAGCAAAUGGCUCCGUUGAAUAUAGUGGUUCUAGGUGGCAGCGGCAAUGUCGGGUCCAAGCUGGCGCACAGACUGGCUGUUGCAGGUCACAACCUCAUCUUAACAUCUCGGAACCCAACCGACGACAAAGCAAAGGCGGCCGUCGAGUUUGUCGCCUCUGAGGGCGCAAGCGGGACUGUCAAGUCGGCGAGCUUUGAGGAAGCGAAAGCUGCCAAGAUUGAUGUGCUCAUUGUGGCGACCCCAGGAAUGACCUCCCCCACAGAAUGGUCGCCGGUGUUGACCCCCCUUGGGGAGCUGGAAGGGGUGGUUGUCAUUGAUGCUUCAAACCCGCUCACUAGUUGGCCAAACUUGGACAUCGCUGUGAACCAGAACCAUGCCAGCGCCUCCGAUCACAUUCAGAGCGUCCUCCGAAAAGCGAUCGUUUACAAGGCCUUCAACACGCUGGGAGCGGAGAUCCUAGGCGACCCAAAGAUCGGCGGGCUGUCCAAAACCGACAUGCUGUUUGCGGGCCCAGCGGAACCGGAAUCCGCCAAAGCAACAGUGACCAAGGUCAUCAGCGACGUGGGAUUCCGUCCGGUCUAUGUCGGACCUCUGCGGUAUGCCCGGAAUUUGGAGUCCCUCGCGGAAUUGUGGAUCCAUUUGGCGGUUAAGUUUGGGGCGGGGGGGACUUGGAGCUGGGCGAUCGAAGGGCCGUACGACCUGAAGUAGGGCACGGAGACGCCGUCUUUUGUGUAUAAUGUAGGUUAUCACCGUCCACUGUAUGUACGUCAUACAUUACCAUGCUAGGGUGACAAGUGAUUGGGCCAGCUUGUAAGAUGAUACCUUUUAUGGCUUGUAUUUGAUAACGCAGCCGGUGCAACGCUAUGCCGGCAUGCAGUGUGUUGGCCCACCUACGAAGCGGGACAAACCGACCAAAGCUACAUUUCUUAAGGAAGUUGCCGCCGCCAAAUGCAGUGGAUCUAACAGACUCGUAAUUGUUAAUACCUAACAUCGGAUCUCAUAAAUGAUUCGAAAUUAAUAAAGCUUCAUAAAACGCCUCAUCAACCCGC